This is a messenger RNA of Amaranthus tricolor (Joseph's coat), 399 nucleotides long. RefSeq names its product NADH-ubiquinone oxidoreductase chain 2-like. The record is from RefSeq and is a predicted model, not a curated record. NCBI's taxonomy places the organism in Eukaryota, Viridiplantae, Streptophyta, Magnoliopsida, Caryophyllales, Amaranthaceae. The transcript is spliced from 2 exons. Bases 1 to 399 code for a protein of 132 amino acids.
AUGUGUUUUGAUUUUUUCGAACAAGAGAGGUUUGAUGCUUUUGAAUUCAUUGUAUUAAUUUCACUUCCUACUCGCAGUAUGCUCUUUAUGAUCUCGGCUCAUGAUCUAAUUGCCAUGUAUUUAGCUAUUGAGCCUCAAAGUUUAUGUUUUUAUGUGAUCGCAGCAUCAAAAAGAAAGUCUGAAUUUUCUACGGAAGCCGGCUCGAAAUAUUUGAUCUUAGACUUCAUUGGUUGUGAUAUUGAUCUUACGCAGGUUCUGAAAGAAAGAAUAGAAAGACUUGUAGAGACCCUCUAUGUAGUUGUCUAUCUAGGGGGCGAUCGAUCUACAUCUUUCUCUAUAGUCCUGGGGCUGUGUCUCGAUCUCCUACGUGCGAAAUCAGAAGGACUAGUUCCUACUUGA